Molecule: messenger RNA, 2850 nt
Organism: Mugil cephalus (flathead mullet)
Lineage: Eukaryota; Metazoa; Chordata; Actinopteri; Mugiliformes; Mugilidae
Gene: c1qtnf6b
Product: C1q and TNF related 6b
Exons: 3
Coding region: 224-952 (242 amino acids)
Molecular function (GO): protein binding
Source: RefSeq, a predicted model, not a curated record
AAGGCUGACUUUUGUGGGAGGUGAAUGCGGGAGACAUAAAAGGUAUAUGCGUGUCCUCUUGAGGGAGUGUAUGGAGAAGGAGGGUGUGUUUUUUGCGUGCAUGGGGGAGAGAGCAAGAGAGAGAGAGUUUUCUUCUUCUCAGUGGUUCCUCGCUCUCCUGACACCAGCGGUCUGCUUUCCCUCCACGGCUGGACAGUGAAACUCCAAACAGGUUGCGGCAGCCAUGUUGACGAUGUGCUUGAGACUGCUUUUGCUGCUCCCCUUGGUCUGCUGUGUCCCCUCCCUCUCCAAGUCGCCUUCCAAACUGUGCAGACGGUGCUGUGACCAACCGGAGCCUUCGGCUGAUACGCCCCAGUAUCAGAUGCCUGAAGUCCGAACCGUCAUCAACAUGACCAUCCUCAAAGGUGAUAAAGGAGACAAAGGAGACAAAGGUACACCCGGAAAACCUGGUGUGGAUGGCCCACCCGGCUACCGAGGACCUAUGGGUCCUAAAGGCAGCAAAGGCCAGGCAGGUGCCCCUGGAGACGCCUGCAAGAUCCCUCAGUCUUCAUUCUCGGUGGGACGACGCAAGUCUCUGCACAGUGUGGAAUACUACCAGGCGCUGGUGUUCGACACGGUGUUCGUCAACCUCCACGAGCACUUCAACAUGUUCAAAGGGAAGUUCUACUGCUACGUGCCCGGGAUCUACUUCUUCAACAUCAACAUCCACACCUGGAACUUUAAGGAGACCUACCUGCACCUCAUGCACAACGACAAGGAGCAGGUGAUCCUCUACGCCCAGCCCAGCGAGAGGUCUAUCAUGCAGAGUCAGAGCGUCAUGAUGAACCUGGCUCUGAAUGACGAGGUCUGGGUGCGCCUCUAUAAACGGGAGAGGGAGAACGCCAUAUACAGUGAUGAUGUGGAUGUUUACAUCACCUUUAAUGGAUACCUGGUGGCACCUAGCAUCCAGUGAGAGCAUGUCAGAGGGGCUGGGCCGUAGGGUUUUUGCCCAGAAAGAAGAACUAAAUAGAGGACAUUAUACGUUUGGUGCUUUUUAAAAAAUUCCUUCUAGCCUGGGGAGGAAAAUGUGCUGUUUUUUUAUUUCGUUUAAUGAUGUAUGGCCAAAAACAUUUGAAAUUAACAAUGAAAUUAACUGUAACACAGCGCACAUUUAGGAAAAAAAUGUUCCUUUGCACUCAGAAUAGGCUACAGUUAUGUAAAAGUUUUUUUUUCCUACUUCUAAGCGGUGCUGCUGGAUUACUCCUUUCAGGGACUUUGUGGGAAAAAAAAAACACUUAUCAGGAAUUGUAAAUCUGUGCAAUCCGUUUUAUACGGCAUUUGCAACGUGGUGCUUCUGAACAUAACCUGUCAGAUUGGAACGUGUGGGAACAGACUGCCGUCAUACCGUUUGAACAAAUGUUUCCUUUGUGCCUUUAAGAAAAAAAUAAAUAACAUAAAAACAUAAAUAAAAAAAAGAAUGUUAAAGGUCAGUUCAUCCAGAACGCAAACAAAAGAGCACCCCACUUAGCCCUGACGCCGUGUGGUUAUGCAGACAUAUCAGCGAACGUCAUUCAAGACCUUGGAGUUUGCACAACACUAAGCAAACUGGAGCCAGGUUCAAAAGAAAAGAUGAAGAGGGGAGGGACUGUACAGAAAGAUUCUCCUUGUUGGAAAGAGCUGAAAGAAGAGCUCUUCAGAAAGUUGCUAUCCUUUGCCAGUAUACGGCCUAAUUGACCACAGAUUUUUUUUAAUAGUUGGUGGAGCACAGUAUGUUGCUAUAUUCCUAGUGUAUUUAGAAUAUACUGUAUAGUUUAAGUCUUUACAUUGGCUCCAAAGAUAUUAUGAGAGUAGUAUGUAAUCACUGCCUUCUGACACUGAACACUGACAGCAAAUCAAAAUGCCGUUUAUCAUUUAAAUCCCCUUUUGGAUCUGGUUGACUUUUGGUCCGUUGGGAACAAUUCUGCUUGUGCUCGAGUUCCCUUCAGAUCAAGUCUCUCUCUGUUUUUUUUUUUCUUCUUCAAUGAAUAUAUACACAUUCGUUUCAGAGCUUUCCAAUGUUUUUAAUCAGCGCAGAAAUCUUCAUGUUUUUGAAGAUGUCCUUAUUUGUCCCACCUUUACAGGAUGACACUCAUGAAACCCUCUCUCAAAAGGCAAUGACGGUGACAGUUAUUUAAGCUUAAGUUUAAGUUAAGUUUAAAACUAUGAUGGAAAAGGUGCACAGCUAAGCAACUGUUCCUCCUCAGUGUGUUGCAUACACAUGUGCAUCUCCAUUACUGAACCUUGAAUCUCCUCAUGCACAAAUCUCUAUCUCUGUACAAGAAAACAUAUCUAUAGAAAUGAGCUUAAUUUUGCUUGUGGCGCUUAAAGUAUUGUGAACGCAGGCACACAGCAUGUUUCGCAUUUUUGAUGAACUGACCGUGUAAACAUAUCCCACAUAUCAAAAUAAAAACCUAAGGUGCUCUAUUAUGAAAUGCAGGAACGCAUCAGGAUUUUGGCAAUCGCUCUUACUGAGACUUCAAACUGCAGAGCAGUUUAUGUAAAUAGCUGUAUAUUAGCCAUCUUUCUUAGCUUUAAUAUGCGGUUGGGGUUGGACUGUGUAUUUGUGUGUUUACAUUGUAAAGAAUAUUUCCUCCUUCGCUAACCAACGCCCUGUCUCAAAUCAUGUUGUUCCAUACAGACAGUAGCAGAACAUGCGCUGUUGUGUGUGUUGGAACGGUCAGCUCUACGUACGCGUGCAGUUAGCAUCAGCUCCGUAGGUCGGCUGGUAUCAUCAUUUCACCAAGGCGGCAUAUACGUGAUUUGAGUCUCUUUGUUUUGUAUCACUGAGCAACACUUGGUUAUAUGAAAUUAAAGUUUUUUUGUAAUUUCAAA